AUGCGUGCACAGUACCUGAUCGGAAAUACAAAGUCUCCAUAUGACUGGGCGUCGAUGAUUGUUGACGACAAAACGCUGUCGCGGAUGCCCCGCAGGAUACGAAAUUUUUACAGAUCCCAGAAUGAGCUCGCGGAGCGAUACAUGGAAGUCGACAGUCUACUCGAUUCAGACAUCUCUCACACAAUGAUCCAUGAUUAUACAGAUGGCGUGUCUGCUGCAUCACGAAGAACUGCUGUGCCUGCAAACAUAGACGAGGAAGGACAGACGCAUUUAAAUACUGACGCGCGUGAAGAAUACUCUGGCAUUGUCACUCUGGCAAUCAUAGUCAAUUUCCUGAUCAACAUAUUUCUGCUGGCGGGAAAAGGCGCUAUCGUGAUUCUCACAAAUUCAAUCUCGGUCAUUGCAUCCUUGGUAGACUCUGCGCUCGAUUUCUUGUGCACGACAAUAAUCUGGCUGAGCACAAGCAUGGCCGAAUCCACCGACUCGACGACCCGAUUUAAUUAUCCGGUCGGCCGUAGCCGGCUGGAGCCGAUCGGAGUGCUUGUGUUUUCCGUCAUCAUCAUCGUGUCUUUUUGUCAAGUAGCAGUCGAGGCGAUCGAGCGGUUAUAUAGCGGUCCGCGGGUUCCCGUCAGGUUGGGUCUACCAUCGUUUGCAAUUAUGUCGAUGGCGGUCAUACUAAAGCUGUUUGCCUGGCUAUGGUGCCGGUCAAUAAACUCAUCGGCCGUGCAAGCUCUAGCCCAGGACGCAAUGUCCGAUAUCGUGUUCAACAUCUUGUCAAUGCUCUUUCCAAUCGCGGGACACUUGUUCGGAUACUGGUGGCUGGAUCCUUUGGGCGCGUUGCUCUUGUCGAUAUACAUCAUCCACCAAUGGGUCGAGACCACGCUCGAGCACAUCCGCAACCUGUCUGGAGUAGCCGGCGACUCGGUCGACAAGCAAGUCGUCACCUAUCUCUGUCUGCGAUUCGCAGAAAGCAUAAAGCAGGUGACGGCGGUCAACGUCUAUCAUUCUGGCGAUAGACUACAGGUCGAGGUUGAUAUAGUAGUCGAGGACCAGCUGUCGCUCCGCGAUACGCACGAUCUGGGCGAGGCGCUGCAGUAUGCGAUUGAAACGCUUCCUAUGGUCGAGCGGGCGUAUGUGCAUCUCGACUACCGGGGCGAUAACUUUGUGGGCCACAUCCAGAGAUGA
Myxozyma melibiosi is the source of this 1185-nucleotide messenger RNA. RefSeq names its product cation efflux family-domain-containing protein. The transcript is spliced from 2 exons. Bases 1 to 1185 code for a protein of 394 amino acids. Gene Ontology annotation, molecular function: monoatomic cation transmembrane transporter activity. Gene Ontology annotation, cellular component: membrane. The record is from RefSeq and is a predicted model, not a curated record. Lineage: Eukaryota; Fungi; Ascomycota; Lipomycetes; Lipomycetales; Lipomycetaceae. Gene Ontology annotation, biological process: transmembrane transport; monoatomic cation transport.